This is a messenger RNA of Funneliformis mosseae, 159 nucleotides long. The record is from the annotation of a GenBank genome assembly. NCBI's taxonomy places the organism in Eukaryota, Fungi, Glomeromycota, Glomeromycetes, Glomerales, Glomeraceae.
AUGCAUAAAAAUAUAGCAGAACCAGAUAUAGUACAUCCAGUGGAUUCAGAUAAGAAUAAAGCAUUAAGAAAAGCUGACCAGUUAUCCAGCUACAGUGAAAUUACAGGAGGAAAGAAAGUUGAUACUAUAGAGGGUAGAAGAAUGGACUGCAAUUAUUGA